AUGAUCAGACGGCCAUUGAUAAUUGUCACUGAUCGGCAAGCAGAGUCCCCCAUAACUCUGCGGGGAGUUCGAGUCACGGCCGACCUGAUUCACAGCUCCUUCGUGUUCGCGGGAAUCGAUCGUCGCGCAAGAGAAGAGACGUUGCCGCAGGAGCAGCUCCUGAAGGUGAAGGCCUUCCUCCCGCCGCACGCCGAGGAGCCGGAGGUCCACGUCCUGGAGAUCAGCGAGGAGCUCCUCCGCUACGCCCCGAGUCUCUCCAACCUCCUGGCCUCCGACAGCGAGCUCUCCGAGUCUCACGGGCCGACCUCGUUCCGGUUGGCCAAGAGGAACGAGGAUCGCUUUGCUGGCAGGCACUCUGAGGAAGGAGGGUGGCAUGAGGAUUCGACAGAAGGAGGUUUCCAGGCUCUGGCGCUGGACGAGGAUGGGAAGGAGGUCUUCUGGAAGGGGGAAGGGAGAAGGGUCAUUGGAGGUCAGUGGCCGAGGGAGGGGAGGCGAGGUCAGUACAUCUUCGCUGACUUGGGUCACGGCGAAGGUAGAGACCGCUACGGGGACGCGAGAGAAAACGAAUUCAGGGACGGGUACGAUAAAGAGGCGCAUGGUGAGCGGGGCGGAUACCGAAACAGGUAUGGUGAUGAGAGAGGAAGAAGGGAUAGGGGCAGGUAUGAUGAUGCGAGAGAGGGAGAAUACAAGGACAGAUAUGGUGAGGCCAGAGGUGACUACAGAGACCGGUAUGGUGAUGCCAGAGGCGGAUAUAGGGACAGAUAUGGUGAUGCUAGAGGUGGAUAUCAGGACAGAUAUGGUGAUGCCAGAGGGGAACACAAUGAUAGCGAUAACGGAGAAAGGGAAUUCCGGGGUAGAUAUGGUGAAGCUGGGGAAGAAUACAUGGGCGAAUAUAUGGACAGAUAUGGUGAUGCUAGAGAAGAUGACCCUGAGUUCAGAUAUAGUGAUGUCAGGGACUUAGAACUCCGAGAGCAGGAAGACGGUCGACGACCCGAAGGGCGCGCUGAAAAGGACGACGGCAGAAGGGACGGGGCGCAGGAUAAACGUAAGGACAAGACGCGGCACAAAGGACGCGGAGAGGACGGGAGGAGCAGAGACGAAGGCGAUGAGGACGGAAGCAGCGACGCUCUGGCCGACGACCCUGCCUCCCGACGGGACGCAAGACAGAAGGGCGCGAGGAACAAAGGGCGCAACAGGGAACAGAGGGCGGGACAAAACGGCUACAACGGAGACGGGAACGGGGAAGGAGGAGGAGAUAUAGAAAACGGGGAAGGAAGCAGCAACAAAGCCAAGAAGAAAACGAGCGACGACGCGGAGCACCCAAAGAAGGACGGGAGGGGGGUCAGGAGGGGGAGCAAAGCGAACGCCAAAAGCGACAGCAAGCAGGACGACAAACUGCCCAGAGGACAGAGAGACGAAAAUGAACAAGAUAAGGAGAGGAACGACAGCCUCCACGACGACAGCGGAGUCGAGCUGAGCAACGGGGCGGAGCAGCAGCUGCUCCGCGGGGGGCACGAGGACUACAUCGCCGUCGAAGUGAACGACAAAGUGGUCGUCGAGCUGAACGACGCCAACCUCGGGCGUCAAAUCGCCGUCGGGUCCGAGGCCGGCCACAGCGACUACGGCACCGACAGUCAGACCGGCGGGAGCAUCAAGGACGGCGAGGAGGACGCGAAGGAGGGAAACACGACGAGAACUGUCGCGAAGGAGGACGCGAGGACGAGAGCCGAAGCGGAGGACGACCUCAGGCAGCGGAGGGCGAGUCUCCGAGCCGCCAGGGAGCAAGAGGACGCGGAGAAGGCGCGACUGCGGGCGGAGGGGCGGGGCUACGAGGCAGGAGGAGGAGGAAGAGCGAGGGCCAGAGGGCGGGGCGAGGCGAGCGAAGAGAACCUGACCGACGACGACCGCUUCCUUAGUCUAAGGGAACGCCAAGCCCAGCUGAGAUCCAAGUUCGAGUCAUCGACGCAACGACUGACUCGAAGUCUGAGCGACAGCAGCAUUCCUCAGAUCGAGACCCUGGACCGCCAGCAUGACCGCGAGGGCCCCGUCCGCCGCGCCAACAGCUUUGAUAUCACUGAGUACUAUCCACAUCGCUGGUACUAUGCGAGGAUGGAGAGACCCCCUUCAGGAGAGGAGGCCCAGGACGCUGCAGGGGAGGAGACCGAUGGAAGAAAAGCUCGCAAGGAAACCCUCAAAGCCUCCGAAAACCCCGGGCUAGACGACGCCUCCGACGGCGACGCCACCAGACCCAGCAUAGAGAUCCUGUCGCUGAACGGCGGGAGCGCAGAGGCGACCCUGGCGGGGCUGGAGGGCCACAACGUCCGCGGGCCCCUGGCGUCGCUGCAGGAGGGCGUCAUUGGCGGAAUCGAGGUCGACCCUGGUGAGAUCGACAGCCAAACGGGCAAAAUCCUCGCCUCUAGGCCAGACCACUUGACGCUCACGUACGAGAUCGAUGUCGCUGGUGGUGAGUCGCUCGGUGACGGCGGUGCCCGGCGGGCGGCGAAGGUAGGCGGGGAGGCGGGGCGUGGUAGAGGGGCUUGGGUUUCGGACGCUGAGGAUGGCGGUCUCGAGGAGCUCGGCGAUGACUCGGUCGAGAAGGAGAGCGACCCCGCCGAGGACGCGGACGGGAGAGGGGUCCACACGAGAAAAGCCAAGGGGUCUAAACUGCAGAAGCGAAAGACGCAAUACAAAGAGCAAACAGCCUCAACUCGUUUGGCGGAGAUCAUGCAGGAGAAAGCGGAGGCGGAGGAAAGGAGAAGAGACCUGUUCCUGAAAGCCAGAGAACUUCACGAGGAGAUUCAGAGAGUCCGAGAAAAGCGAAGAGAGAAAUGGUGGCAGCAGUUCUCGCACGAGCGGAAAACAGGAACGCAACUGGAGGAACGCCAAGGAGCUCUCCGAAGCGAACUGGACUCCCUCCACCGGCGAAUCAUCGGUUCCCUCGUCAAGAGACAACCUCUCGUCACAGGGGUCAGAGAUGAACCCUCCAGAAAGGCCAACUACAAGAUAUCUAUCAUAAGACUUCGUCACGAGAUCGAGGACAUUUCGAGACGCGUUGAGGCCAUGAACAUCAAAGUAGAAGCGGAGACAAAGCUGAGAAGCCAAGCAGAGCGAGAGGUUAAAACUUUAAGGUCAGAAGUCAGCAGGAAAAAGGCCAACGUGGCUCUCUCACAAACCAAAACGAAUCUCCUGAAGACAGCCAAUAGCUUGCCUCCUGACCUUAUGAUCCGAAUGUAUUAAGGUCAGAAGAUUCUUGAAUUCGUCGGCCUGAGAACUCACUCACGCCUCCACAUGGACCUUCAAGUCUUCAGAUCCUUUUGCCGUUGGAGCUGUGGUCUAAAUCGUGUAGCAUUUAGAUUUUGCAGCUUAUGCAGACGGAUAGCGCUAGACUUUUUUUGUAAAUGCCCCCCACACCGCGAUAAGCUGUGGAUCUUAUCGUGGGAGACUUUGUUUCCCCGGACUCUGGGGGACUUUUCCUUUGUAUCUCCGUAAUUUCGCUCAAUGGACUAAGAAGCGGUGAUGCGUUAUACGUGUCGAGGUCCUCGACCCCAAGAUGGUCGAGUAAAUUCAUCAGCACUAAAGGACUGAUCUUGUACAUAUAUAAGGACAUUUUAUAUCGUAGCAGAACUUACUUCCAGCGACUAAGGGAAGGAAUUAAGAAAAAGCAUCAAGACAUCAAAAUUAAUGCUUUGAUUUUCAGUUCUCUUCGGUGGUUGUUAUAUCUUCCUCCUCUAACUUGUACUUUGUUUUCCACACUCAUUCAGAGUAUAUACAAACAAAUCACAAACAUAUGUAAUAUUAGCAAUACAUUUUUAUCAUUAUCCUUAUUAGAUAUCCACUUUGGACACUUUAAACACGAUUUUUUCUAUAGUUGUGGAAGGAAGGCCUUAAAACUACAAUAGGAUAUCCUUCCAAAAGCGCACAAAUUGUAUAAAUAUACGAUGUUCAUUGUGGUUGAAAUAUAGAUAGUUUAUACAAUAAAUUAUGUUAUAUAUAUUGUUCUAGAAUCCUGUUUCUAUGUGCGCAAAGUGGAGCACCUUGGUAUAUAUAAAGUGUUCCCAUGCCUAAAAUAUAUUUCAAAGGACAUAAAAAAAGUACAUAUUGAAAACGUGGAAACGCUGUUCUAUGUUUUUUGUCCUUCAAGAUAUCUGGUGUAUAUUUGUGUGUGAAUAUUUCGAAAGUCAGUUUGUACAUAAUAGAAUAGAAGUUAAUUGUAUCCGUUUUUUUUCGGGUACUAACCACUGUGUACAAAAUAUACUGAGAAAUGAGAAUAAACAUUCUCUUUAAUACUGGCUGUAUAAAAUUAAAAAAAAAGAAAAAUCA
This is a messenger RNA of Penaeus chinensis, 4320 nucleotides long. RefSeq lists its product as uncharacterized. NCBI's taxonomy places the organism in Eukaryota, Metazoa, Arthropoda, Malacostraca, Decapoda, Penaeidae. The transcript is spliced from 12 exons. The record is from RefSeq and is a predicted model, not a curated record. Bases 1 to 3237 code for a protein of 1078 amino acids.